UAUCUCCAGUCGGGGACAUUCCGGGGCUGCAGAGCAGACCAGGCCUGGUGGAGAAUUAGGUGCUGCUGGGAGCUCCUGCCUCCCACAGGAUCCCAGCUGCAGGGAGCCUUGGGGACUCUGGCCUGCCUGGAGUUGGGGACACUCCCCAGAAAGCGUCGUCAUGGCCUGCAGGGAGCACUUAUCGAAGAAUUGGGGCAAGUGGGUGUUUGCAGGCAUUACCUGUGUGUCUGUGGUGGUCGUUGUCACGAUAGUCCUUGCCAUCACCCUGCGGCAGCCAGGCUGUGAACUGGAGGCCUGCAGCCCCGAUGCCGACAUGCUGGACUACCUGCUGAGCCUGGGCCAGAUCAGCCGCCGAGAUGCCCUGGAGGUCACCUGGUACCACGCAGCCAACAGCAAGAAAGCCAUGGCAGCUGCCUUGGACAGCAACGUAACAGUCCUGGAGGCUGACGUCAACGUAGAAGGGCUCGGCACAGCCAAUGAGACAGGAGUUCCCAUCAUGGCACAUCCGCCGGCUAUCUACAGUGACAACACACUGGAGCAGUGGCUGGAUGCUGUGCUGGGCUCUUCCCAGAAGGGCAUCAAACUGGACUUUAAGAACAUCAAGGCCGUGGGCCCCUCCCUGGACCUCCUGCGGCGGCUGACAGAGGAAGGCAAAGUCCAGCAGCCUGUGUGGAUCAACGCUGAUAUCUUAAAGGGCCCCAACGUGCCCAUCUCACUUGAGGUCAAUGCCACACAGUUCCUGGCCCUGGUCCAGGAGAAGUAUCCCAAGGUCACCCUGUCUCCAGGCUGGACCACCCUCUACCUGGCCAUGUUCCCAAACAGGACGUACACCCGAGCCAUGGUGGAGAAGAUGCAUGAGCUGGUGGGAGUGGUACCCCAGAGGGUCACCUUCCCUGUACGGUCUUCCAUGGUGCGGGCCUCCUGGCCCCACUUCAGCUGGCUGCUGAGCCAAUCUGAGAGGUAUAGCCUGACAUUGUGGCAAGCUGCCUCGGACCCCAUGUUGGUGGAGGACCUGCUCUACGUCCGGGACAACACUGCUGUCCACCAAGUCUACUAUGACAUCUUUGAGCCUUUCCUGUCGCAGUUCAAGCAGCUGGCCUUGAAUGCCACACGGAAACGAAUGUACUAUACAGGGGGCAGCCUGAUCCCUCUUCUCCAGCUGCCCGGGGGUGAUGGGCUGAACGUGGAGUGGCUGGUUCCCGACAUCCGGGGCAGCGGUAAAACAGCAACGGUGACCCUCCCAGACACAGAAGGCAUGGUCCUGCUGAACACUGGUCUUGAGGGGACUGUGGCUGAGAACCCCGUGCCCAUCGUUCGUGCUCCAAGUGGCAGCAUCCUGACGCUGGAGUCCUGCCUGCAGCAGCUGGCCACACAUUCCCGACACUGGGGUGUCCAUUUGCAAAUAGCGGAGCCCGCAGCCCUCCGGCCAUCCCUGGCCUUGCUGGCACGCCUCUCCAGCCUUGGCCUCUUGCAUUCACCUGUGUGGGUGGGGGCCAAAAUCUCCCACAGGAGUUUUUUGGUCCCUGGCCAUGUGGCUGGCAGAGAUCUACUUACAGCUGUGGCUGAGGUCUUCCCCCACGUGACUGUGGCACCAGGCUGGCCUGAGGAGGUACUGGGCAGUGGCUAUAGGGAACAGCUGCUCACAGAUAUGCUAGAGCUGUGCCAGGAGCUCUGGCAACCUGUGUCCUUCCAGAUGCCAGCCAUGUCACCAGGCCACAGCACAGCCAGAGCCAUAGCCAGGCUGCUGGCCUCCUCCCCCCGGGCCACCGUCACAGUGGAGCAUAGCCCAGCUGGGGGCGACUAUGCCUCUGUGAGGGCAGUGCUGCUGGCAGCCAGGGCUGUGGACAGGACCCGAGUCUACUACAGGCUGCCUCAGGGGUACCGCAAGAACUUGCUGGCCGACGUUGGCAGAAACUGAGCACCUGGGGUGGUGGGCCAGCGGACCUCAGGACGGAGGCCGCCCCUGGGGAGGCAGGAAGAAAUAAAGGCCUUUGCCUUUCUCCAGGCA
Callithrix jacchus (white-tufted-ear marmoset) is the source of this 2008-nucleotide messenger RNA. RefSeq names its product family with sequence similarity 151 member A (gene FAM151A). Lineage: Eukaryota; Metazoa; Chordata; Mammalia; Primates; Cebidae. The record is from RefSeq and is a predicted model, not a curated record.